AAAAAGGAAGGCCAACUAAAACAAAUGAAUGGAACAAAACAAAACUUUGGACUGACAACGAUUGAUCAACCCUCUAAAAACAUCUAAAGCAUUCAAGAAUCAAGAACUCUCGGAUCCGCUAUAUAUAUUCUACUUAAAAAGUACAUGCUUUCUGAUUCGAGAGGAAACGCCUAAAAGUCAAAGUCAUGGACUCGGCAAGGGAAAAAUUUAACCUUUCAGGACCUACACAUUUAACCACCGUUAACUGGAAAGACGUGGAUCACCAAAGGUCAGUUGCUGCCAGUUUGGUUCAGGGUGUGUAUAUACUAGAGAGAGACCGUCAUGAGAAACGGGAAGGAUCUCAAGCGCUUGCUCCUCCUUGGUGGGAAUUCUUUCAUUUCAAAUUGUACCGUCAGCUUGUUGAUGAUCCUAAUUCAUCCAUUUUUGGUGCCAUUUAUGAGUUGGACCUCUCAAAACAGGAUCACAGCCUUUCGGUGAAUGAGAUGCCCCAUUAUGUAAUCGCCUUCAGAGGCACAAUUAGGAAAGGGGAUGCUUUUUCACAAGAUCUCCAAUUGGAUUUUCAAGUCAUUCGGAACGGACUUCAUCAGACAUCUCGCUUUGAAAUAGCUAUACAAGCUGUUCGAAGCUUGGUAGCUACAUUUGGAACUUCAAAUAUCUGGGUAGCUGGCCAUUCUCUAGGGUCCUCAAUGGCAUUGCUUGCAGGGAAGAAAAUGGCUAAAAUGGGCAUAUUUCUUGAAGCUUUUCUUUUUAAUCCACCUUUCUUGUCUGCACCUAUCGAAAGGAUAAAGCAGAAGAAGGUGAAACAUGGGAUCCGUUUUGCAGGCAGCAUGAUCACUGCAGGCCUUGCUUUUACUGUGAAGGCUAAACAGAAGAACCACUCUGAAGAUCCAUUUAUUGCUCUUUCUGCAUGGCUACCGAGUCUCUUUGUGAAUCCAGCUGACCACAUAUGCUCAGAAUAUGUUGGGUAUUUCGAGCACAGGAAAAAGAUGGAGGACAUUGGUGCAGGGGGUAUCGAGAGGCUAGCCACUCAGCAUUCAAUAGGUGAUUUGUUUAUGCGCGCAAUUGGAAAGGAGUCUGAAGAGCCACUACACCUCAUUCCUUCAGCCAAUUUAAUAGUUAACCUGACCCCAUCGGAGAGCUUCAAAAAAGCUCACGGAAUUCACCAGUGGUGGAGAACUGACCUGAAUUUGCAGUCCAGGCUCUACCGUUUCAGAUAAAUAUUAUUCGAUAUUGUUGUGAUUGUAACAAAAGUUAUGCCUAUUUGUCUAGUGAGGUGAUUGUGCUUAAAUUCCUGGUUUUAGUUAAAGCUUGUAGCUUGUAUCGUGAUCUCAAAGUUUUAUGUACUCGGCAAAUCUCAGUAUUGAGUGUGCUUGCAUUGUAUGAUUUGUUGUUUUAGGUACUCGGCUGAUCUCAGUAUUGAGUGUGCUUGCAUUGUAUGAUUUGUUUGCAUUGGUAUUGUAUUGUAAGAUUUGAAUGAUAUUUCCUUUAUCAUCGCUGUAGUAAUUAGGAAGGUUUUAUUUUUUGUUA
Daucus carota subsp. sativus is the source of this 1527-nucleotide messenger RNA. RefSeq names its product GDSL esterase/lipase At4g10955-like. Lineage: Eukaryota; Viridiplantae; Streptophyta; Magnoliopsida; Apiales; Apiaceae. The transcript is spliced from 3 exons. Bases 186 to 1217 code for a protein of 343 amino acids. Gene Ontology annotation, biological process: lipid metabolic process. The record is from RefSeq and is a predicted model, not a curated record.